This is a messenger RNA of Alosa sapidissima (American shad), 1474 nucleotides long. Its product is annotated as C-type lectin domain family 4 member M-like. The transcript is spliced from 5 exons. The record is from RefSeq and is a predicted model, not a curated record. NCBI's taxonomy places the organism in Eukaryota, Metazoa, Chordata, Actinopteri, Clupeiformes, Clupeidae. The coding region runs from base 136 to 951 and encodes 271 amino acids.
CACGUUUUAAACAACGAAAACAGAAAGGAUGGAGACAGCAAAGCGAGAGGAGCUAUUUCAAAUGGGCAAGCCGCAAGCACAAGGCAGUGGGGGAGAGACUGACACCGCUGGCCCCACUGGUGCCCCAAAGCCCUCAUGCUGGUUGGCAGCGGCAUGUCUGUGCCUGCUUUGUGCCACCCUCUUCCUGGGCAUCACCUCGCUGGGGACAUCCACUAUCACAGAAGCUCUCUGAAGUUCACUCUCCUGAGCCUGGAGCUCAGGGCAUUGCGGGAGGCCCUGGCCCUGCUGCAGAGGGAGAACGAAGCCCUUCUGGCCUCCCACGCACAGUCCAGCCACGCGGCCAUGGCCAGGGAGCAGCAGGCCCAGAGAGACAUCCUCGCCCUGGUCCAGUCCAGAGCGCGGCUGCAGGUAGACGCUGCCCAGCUUGUCCACACCAACCAGCGGCUCCGGGGGGAGCUGGAGGAGGUCAGGGCGUCCACCGCCACGCUGCGCGGAGAACACGGCCAGCUGCAAGAGGCCCAGGGCUGGCUGGAGGCGGAGUGGUCGAACCUGACGGAGGCGUGCGUCCAGCUCCUGGCGGAGAACGUGAGGCUGUCCGAGGGCAGAGCCCUGCAGGCCCAGCAGCACGCCAUCCUGGAGAGGGAGACGAGCAGACUCAGGAGGACACUCACCCAGCUGGGACACCUGCCCGCGGUGGAGCGGCACUGUCCUCGGACAGAGCUGGGGACAGAAGAGCGGGUGUGUACACCCUGCUUGAGGGGCUGGAAGCUUUUUUCGACCCACUGCUAUUUCUUCUCUGCGGAGCUGAGGAUCUGGAGCAGCAGCCGGAUGCACUGCCUCCAGCAGGGUGGCGAUCUUGUGGUGAUCGAUAGCAUGGAGGAGCAGGAGUACCUCCACAGGCAAACUCCACCGAAGCCCGGAGUAUCGGUACUGGGUCGGGCUGAGCGAUGAGGACGCAGAGGGGGUCUGGGUCUGGGUGGAUGGCAGUCUACCUAUGCAGAGGAGGUGGGGGCACUUAGACCAAUCUGAUUUACAUCAGUGGUGACUUCUGAUGGCAGAGUACUUACUCUUGUAGUUGGAACAUCUUGAUUUCUCUCACUGUGUGUGUGUGUGUGUGUGUGUGUGUGUGUGUGUGUGUGUGUGUGUGUUUUCUCAGCUUCUGGGUGAUUGGAUCUGGAGGAGAGGCUGCUGAUAACGACUGUGUUUCCAUCCUCAAGGAGACCAGCCCUGUGAAGAACUGGAGGCACGACGCCUGCAGCAAGACAUUCAGAUGGAUCUGUGAGAGCCCAGCACUAGUGGAAACAGCAUGAAACACACACACACACACGCACACACACUCAGACACACAGUCUCUCCUCUCUCACACUCUCUCUCUGUUUCUCUCUCUCUCUCUCUUUCACACACACACACACACACACACACACACACACACACACACACACACGACAAGCUCACAAAACAUCCAUAAAUAGAA